UCCCAAAAUCGCUUGCUACGGGGACAGAUCAGCCUGUACUAAUAAUUCCGGUAAGGGGGCGUCAUGCGUAAAACGUGUGAAUGCUGGAUAUAAAUGUCCGCGACCUAGCUGUGAUCUGCAGACGCUCAUCCCGUCAAGCCAUCGGUGAAGAUCCGCGAGGACGAGAAAAUAAAUUCAUCCGCAAACCAGUGUCCAGAAAAAAACCUCCCAAAAAUGAACAUCGAGUCCAUUGAAUCAGCGCUACUGUCAACCUGUCAUGGGAGGUAUGUGUGCAUUGAAGGCAACCAAAGGCCCAGAAACUCUCAUCAGCUUGUCACGAAGAAUCUACAGGAACCUGGCCCUAAAGUCAAGGUGUAUCAUAUUUUGUAUAAUGGAGACACAAAAUGCAUGGCCUUUUGCUUUGAGGUGAAAAAUAAGUUGGUUUUCCCUUUUGCUGAUGGUGAAGAGGUCAAAUGUAAGGUUUUACACCCAAACCAGCCAGUCACGGCUGGAACAUUUGACCAAACGUUCUUAUUUAAAUGGGGCAGAGACUCCAUGUGUUUGAAAACAGUGGCUGAACCCAGCAAGUACCUGUUUGCUGAAGAAAAGGGCAAAGUGAUUAUCACAGAAGGCGAGGGGACUGGUUUUAAAAUCUUAAACUCAGAUAAGGAAAGUGCGAAUAUGGAUAGAUCAGGCAAAUUCCAAAACAGCGUGACUCCAUGCAAAAAGAAUUCCUGGCAAAAACGGCCCUCAAAACACAGAGCUUGUUUAUGCAAGGGAUCAGUGGCACCCACUAAGCGACUGUACAGCCCUGAAAGGGACGCCAAGAGGAGGAAAUGUUAGUAAAGAGCUGUUUUCACCAACAAGGGCUCUGACCAGUCUGCAUCUGCUGCAGGCUUCUUUUCUUUGAGGGAAAACUGGAUGUUGAGAAAAUGUGAAAGCAAGUGAAGCAAUUCUUUUGUGGGUCUUAGAGGCAUGGCAUUUUAUACCUUUAUUUGCAUGUUUGCCUUUUUGCCGUAACCUGCUAAAUAUUACUGACUUGCAGCUUUAGGUUCACAAUCAGUUGCAUUAUCAAUAUACAAAUGCAACAGUUGCUAAUUAGUUAUCAGUAUUUGUAGUUAUUCUUGAUAAUUACAUGGCUUUUAAUGAGACAUUAUACAGGAACCCUUAACUAACAGAAGCUGUGAAUUGCAUGCAUUACAUUUACUUUUUUAAAUGAGGUGUGUCACUGAUCACACUUCUGCAAUGAAAUAUCUGCCCAUUCAGAAAUAUCGCAAUUACAUGUUUUCAAUGUUUUAAACUGUAAUCAAUUUCUGCGACACAAAGGUGAAUUUUCAGCAUCAGUUUCACAUGAUCCUUCAGAAAUCAUUCUAAUAUGCUGAUUUGCAUUCAAGAAACAUUUCUUAUUAUUAACAUUGUUAAAACCCGUUUUUGCUGCUUAAUAUUCCUGUGAAAACCUUGAUACACUACCAUUUAAAAGUUUUGGGUAAGUAAGAAAAAAAUGACAUUUUGAAAUGUAAUAAGUUAUUUUUGACUAAAAAAUGCAGCCUAGAGGAACAUAAGAGAUUUUUAAAAAGAAGAAAAAGUCUAUGAUUGCCAGUAUUGACCAGUAUUUUGACCAGUACUACAUGCACUCUUCUAUGGCAGCAUCAAUAGUGAGAGUAUUUUGUUCACAUUGAAAAUUUCAACAAGAAGUGUACUUCACUGGAUGAUGCAAUUCACUUUGAUUACUUAAAAAUCACACACUAGUCUGUAAAGUACGUAACGCAUUGUAAAGGUGCAUAGUUUAUAUAAUAUGUCACGUGGGACACAAAGAAGAGUCAGUAAAAAUGCAGACAAACGCGACCUCUGCUGGUGAACCAGUGGAACUGCAGACUACGAUGACGUUGUGUAACAUCAUCUGAGGCAAAUUGUGAGGUCAGCAUUUGAGGACGACUUUUAUCAGUACAGUGCUUUGCACUUGAGUUGGUAUAGCGUAUGCUACAUCUAAUAUGUAUUGUUUUUCUAGUAGUGAUCUGCAAAUGUAUGUGUAUUUUAACCAUAUUAUGUAAAAGCUGUGAAGCUGAAAUAAUCAGCUCUUUGUGCAAGCUUAGCAUUCUAAUGUAUGUUGACUAUGCAUUUGACAUAUUUUUACAAAAUCUACAUUGACUAGAAAAAUACAUUGGCUAAAUAAUACAUAUACAACAUUUACAUUUAAUAACAACACAUUUAAGAUAGAACAAGAUAUAUAGUAUUCAGCUGUUAUUACACUCCAAAUAUUGACUAACAAAUAAACUUAUA
Messenger RNA from Labeo rohita (rohu), 2259 nucleotides. RefSeq lists its product as uncharacterized. Bases 214 to 822 code for a protein of 202 amino acids. Lineage: Eukaryota; Metazoa; Chordata; Actinopteri; Cypriniformes; Cyprinidae. The transcript has 6 exons. The record is from RefSeq and is a predicted model, not a curated record.